GAGACUAACAAACCCAACAAGCUGCCCAGGUGUGGUCACCAAUGCAUUGUUUAGCUUGUUGAAAAACUGAAGUCUUUAAUUUAUGAUGAUAACACGUUCUCAACCAGUUGUGUUUCACUGCACAGGGCAGCUAUAUAAACAGUUUUUCUUUUUUGAGAAAAGCAGCUAUAAACGCUCUCUAUGGCUGUAAAUCUCUCUGGAGUUUGAGGAUCGAUUCGAUAAAUGUGUUGGACAUUAUUUGAUUUAGGGUUCAAGAAUUUCAUCAAUUUUACCGGGUUUUGUCCUCCUUUUUUUUACAUAGUUUUCUUUCUUCAAAGAUUUCUUAGAAAUUUCCCAAAAUUUUCAAUUUAUUUUUUUGGAGAAAUUUCCAUUGUUGAAGAAAGUAGAUUGAGAUUUAAAGUGAAAAUGCUGUUUAGUUUUGCUGUAAAAGCAAGGAAUUUGAGAACUAGGGCAUUCUUCCCUUUGACGGUCGGAGUGAUGGGGUCUCAGAGGCUCCUUUCGAACUCAGCCGUGUCGGCUUCAUCAUCUGUUGAGGGAAUGACAGAUAAGAAGCUCAAGGGAUUAGCUACUGCAGAUUUAAAUUCCGAUGAGGGUGAAGUUAAGGGGAAUGGUGGGAAAGCUAAAGGGGUUGAGCAGCGCAAGAAUGAUAAUAAAGAACAAGGUACCAACGAGGGUUGGAUGAAGUGGUGCGCGACGCGGGUCGGGUCCAGAUUAGUCGGGGUAAAGCCUCGGAUAUCGGGCGGGAAACCAAAAAAAAAAAAAAAGAACAAGAUUUCGUGGGUACCAAUCAAAAUUCCAAAGAGGGUGUUUUUAAGGCUGUGGAUGAUAUCACUUAUAAUUGCCAUAUCAAAAAUUUUCUGCUUUCAUGCUUUUAUAAGAAUGUGGUUUAAAUGUAGUGUGUGUGAAAUUCAGGAGAUCAUGAAUGAACCUGGCAGAAUCAACGCAAUGAUGGUUCAACAACUCAAGGCUGCAUUGCAGAAUGCUGGCCUCCCUGCCAAAGGUUGCAAGAGUGACCUUGUAUCUGCCUUGAACAGUUAUUUGGAUAAGCAAUUAGAUGGUGAAAGUUCUCAUUUGGGAGAUGAACAACUUUCCUCCAUUUCUGCUCAAAGCAUCUCAGUGACAGGAAAGACCAAGACAUUAUCAGGUGAACUUGAUGCUAAAAUUGUCAUGAAAUGGAAGAAGCCUUCAAUCAAGGCUAAUGUUUCAGUGUUGGUAGAAAAGAGGCCUUCUCAAGCAAUCAGGAAAGCAUCUUUUGUUAUUGAUGACAAAGACCCUAAUGAUGGGGUUAACGUUCCAACGAGACAAAGUGAACCAUGGACAAUUUUUGCCCACAAGAAGCCUUAGAAAGGGUGGAUAGCCUAUAAUCCUUGAAUCAUGAAGCCUCUACUGCUUAUGGGAGAUACUAAAUGUAUGAAGAUAAUGUCUUGGAAUGUGAAUGGGCUGAGAGCGCUGCUGAAGUUAGAGGGUUCUCUGCUCUUGCGCUUGCUAAAGGGAAAACUUUGAUGUAUUGUGCUUACAGGAAACUAAACUGCAGGUGAAGCAUGGUCUUAGACUCUUAGCAGUCACAUUGAGGUAUGAUUUAUGACAAAUCCCAUAUCAGUAGGGAAGUGAAAUUAUAUUUUCCUUUUGACCUCACAAAACUAAGCACCAAAAUUUUUCUCUUUUACUGGCCCAGCACAUGAUUGUAUUUGGAUGCAUAUAGUAGUGAAUUUGUCUUUAGAUACUAUACAUGUGCGCACCUGCAAGUGGGUGCAUGUGUGUGUGGAUAUGAUUCGUAAAAAGAUAGUAAGCAUUUUAGGGUUGCCAUUUUUAUCUAUAUAUAUAUUGAGUGAAUUUUUUAAUCUUGAAACAGGAGAAAGAUGUUAAGUCAAUCAAACACUCUCUUUUAGAGGGAUAUGAGAAUAGCUUCUGGACAUGCAGUGUUUCCAAACUUGGCUAUUCUGAUAAAGCUGCUUUCAGUCAGAUAUGGCCUGGGCAUAUCAGAUCAUGAUACUGAAGAUCGUC
Rubroshorea leprosula is the source of this 2004-nucleotide messenger RNA. The record is from the annotation of a GenBank genome assembly. NCBI's taxonomy places the organism in Eukaryota, Viridiplantae, Streptophyta, Magnoliopsida, Malvales, Dipterocarpaceae.